Messenger RNA from Alternaria postmessia, 390 nucleotides. RefSeq lists its product as uncharacterized. The record is from RefSeq and is a predicted model, not a curated record. The coding region runs from base 1 to 390 and encodes 129 amino acids. Lineage: Eukaryota; Fungi; Ascomycota; Dothideomycetes; Pleosporales; Pleosporaceae. The transcript is spliced from 2 exons.
AUGAAGUUUUCUACCUCCCUCAUUAUCUUGACUUCAGCAGUCACCGGCGCCAUGGCCGAAGGCUGUUAUUCCGGCGGCCAGGCAUGGGCCACCGAUGCCUGCCUGAAUGACUUCAAAAAUGCUAUCAGAGACCUGUGUAACAACGGUGUUCUCGGUGGUUAUUUCAACAAUGGCGGUUACAAGUCAGCUUGCGCCAAUUGCCGGAGCAGUGGUAUUAGGGUGGAUCUUGGUGUGGGCUGGAAGGGCCAAGGCGCAUUAAGCCUAAACAACGGCGACUGCGCUAAGGAACUGAGCGGCCUGCUCGAUCGCUGCUACCGUGGCGGCGAGCACACUAAUGCUGACUGGUAUUUCUAUGCGGACCCUAACACGACUAACAAUGGUCGCUGCUGA